Molecule: messenger RNA, 2330 nt
Organism: Thlaspi arvense
Lineage: Eukaryota; Viridiplantae; Streptophyta; Magnoliopsida; Brassicales; Brassicaceae
Source: the annotation of a GenBank genome assembly
UAAUAACCCAAACCACAUUCAUAACAUCACUAAGAUAUGGGCUUACAAAUAUUUCAUUCGAUAGUAUUGCGGCAAUGACCAAAAACACCCUUCGCGCAUCUCGAGAUCUCUCCCCGAACGAAAGUUACAACGGCCGGUGUAAAUAGCCUCUGCUUUUAAGGGUAUUUUCGGAAAACACAGCUUUGAAACUCCCAAUGCUAAGCUAGCUUUGCUUUACUCUGCUGUCUUUUGCCCUUUUCUGUCAUUUCACACUAUUCUCUUCUUCUAAAAACUCUUUCGUCUCCUCUCUCUGUGACCGUUUCUCACCCAGCUCUCAUUUUCUCUCUCAUCUACCUCUUUACUCUCACUUUCUCUCUCUCUCUCUCCUCUUUCUUUUUCACCUCCUCGAGCGUUGGACGAAUCUGUUCAUUGCUUAUAAUUUUUCGUUUACGAUCGAACAAGAACUGAGAGAUCUGCUUUGGGUUUAAGCAGAGGUUGGUUUGUCAAAAUCUCCAGUUUCUCUCUUCAGAGUUACUCAACAAUGAAGUGAGAACUUCAAAAUUAAACAAAGAGAAAGCAGAAGAAAAGCUUGGAACUUUCGCAAAGAUGGAAACUGUGAAACCAAUGGCUGUUGCUCCCAAGGGUAAAUUCAGACGCACGUUUGCUAAAGUUCUGAACAUUCAUAAGCUGACGGGUGUUGCUCCGGAAGAGGAAAUGAAGAAGAUAAAGUUCGAUUCCAAGAAUGCGAAGUUGUCCGAGUCUUUCUACAAGCUUGAGGAAGAGUAUGAAAGGAGUCUGGCGUUGGAAGCUCUUCUUGCGAAGCUGUUUGCUACGGUUUCUUCCAUCAAAGCGGGGUAUGCGCAGCUGCAGCAUUCUCAGUCUCCGUAUGACGCAAUUGGGAUUCAAAAAUCAGACAACUUGGUUGUAGCGGAGCUGAAGUCAUUGUCUGAGCUGAAACAAAGUUUCUUGAAGAAACAACUGGACCCGAAUCCCGAAAGAACUCUGGUACUCGCGGAGAUUCAAGAGCUGAGGAGUCUACUGAAAACGUAUGAGAUCAUGGGGAAGAAGCUCGAGUCUCAGUAUAAGCUCAAAGACUCGGAGAUUCUGUUUCUGAGAGAGAAGCUUGAAGAGUCGACGAAACAGAACAAGUUGACAGAGAAGAGACUCAACCAGAGCGGACAGCUCUGCAAUCCUUUAGACAGUCUUCACCUGUCGGCGCUGAAUUCAACCCAUUUCGUCACUUAUCUUCACCACACAGUCAAAUCCAUCAGAGGAUUCGUCAAGCUGAUGAUCGAGCAAAUGAAACUCGCGGGAUGGGAUAUCUCCAUGGCUGCUAAUACGAUCCAGCCCGGUGUGUUCUAUUACAAGCAAGACCACAAGUGUUUCGCUUUCGAACAGUUUGUCUCCAAUGUAAUGUUCGAGGCGUUUCAUCUACCGUACUUCUCGACUUCAAGCGAUUCAAGAAGCCACAAGAAGAAGAGCAGAGCCGAGAGUGACAUGUUCUUUGAGAGGUUUGUAGAACUCAGGUCGAUGAAGUCAAAGGAUUAUAUCAAGGCACGACCUAAAUCGAGAUUCGCUAGGUUCUGCAGAAUCAAGUUCUUGCAGCUGAUACAUCCGAAGAUGGAGCAGGCUUUGUUUGGGCAUUUGCAUAUGAGAAACCAGAUUUCUGCUGGUGAAUUCCCGGAGACGAGCUUAUGCACUGGGUUUCUCGAAAUGGCGAAACGGAUCUGGCUCCUGCAUUGCUUGGCUUUCUCUUUCGAACCUGAAGCUGAGAUCUUUCGAGUACGCAGAGGCUGUAGAUUCUCUGAAGUGUAUAUGACAUGUGUAGCUGAAGAGGCGUUUUUACCGGCGGCGGAGGGUUCGCCGGAAUCUGAGCCACGUGUCGCUUUCACGGUGGUUCCAGGGUUUAGGAUCGGAAAAACUUCAAUACAGUGUGAGGUCUAUCUCUCGCUUCCGUCAUCGCCGGCAGAUCAAAGAAUUCAAAACGGACGGUGAGGGUUUCUUGGACGGUGGUGGGUCCAGAAGGGGUGAUUUGGUAAUUUCGUGAAAUAAUGGGGCUAUAUCUUGGAAAGUGGGAAAAAUUGUGGGCCGUUGGAUCUGUUAGUAGCGAAGUAAUGUAGUGUUUUCUCUGUCUUUUGAAUUUUGUCGAUAUUAGUACAGAGAAAAACAGAGGCAUCUCUUAGCUGUUGUCCAUUGAAUAUUUAUCUACUUUUCUUAAUGUAAUAUGUAAAUAUUUUAUGAUUUUCUAAUUUUGUAUUUUCUUUUUAGCCCUACUUUGGAGAAAUAUAAAAUGAAGAGAAUGACUGAAUUAAUAUUUCUGAUUUUAUAGGUGUUAAAAUGAUUGAAUUGCA